Messenger RNA from Akanthomyces muscarius, 1143 nucleotides. RefSeq lists its product as uncharacterized. Gene Ontology annotation, cellular component: nucleus. Lineage: Eukaryota; Fungi; Ascomycota; Sordariomycetes; Hypocreales; Cordycipitaceae. The coding region runs from base 1 to 1143 and encodes 380 amino acids. The record is from RefSeq and is a predicted model, not a curated record. The transcript has a single exon. Gene Ontology annotation, molecular function: methyltransferase activity.
AUGACCAACGACAAGACGACGUACCCCCAGAGAAAGAACCAGUCCCUGGUUGCAGCAUUCGCCUCUUGUGUUGAUGUAUAUCGACCAAAGUAUGGUAUACUGGAGAAUGUCGUGGGCAUCAUCCAGAAGCAUCGUAAUAGAGAUCAAGACGUUUUCAGCCAGCUCAUGUGUGCACUGGUAGGCAUGGGCUACCAGGCGCGCCUAUUCUUCUUGGAUGCCAUUUCUUGCGGCUCCGCUCAAGUCCGCUCGCGUGUCUUCAUCGUCUUUGCGGCGCCCGGGUGGGCUUUACCAGAAACACCCUUGCAAACACAUUCGCAUCCACCGAGUGUCAAGAACUUGGGGCUUGGGCUCCUGCCGACUGGCGAGCCCAUGGCCAGGAGAGUGAUGGCUCAGAGCACGCCAUUCUCAUACAAGAACGCUGCGCAGGCCGUUGCUGGAUUGCCCAAGAUCUACGACGCCAAACCAGAUAUCUGUGUUCCAUUCCCAGACCACCGAGUUGUCUCCCAUACAAAUACAAAGACUAUAAGGAACAGGGUACGACUGAUUCCCAAGUCUCCGUAUGGGAUGAACUUCUCGCAGGCCUGGUACGGGUACUACGGGACCAAGCCUCGUGCGGCAGGGCGAGGCAUAUUAACCGAACCAGAGCGCGACAUGUUUCCGCUCAGGCGUAAGGCGAUGUCAACCUCGAUACUGACAAAUUCAUACGGAAGACAGGCGCCCAACCGGCCAAUGUCGACGAUUGUGACAAAGUCUAGCCCUAGGGACGCUAAACAAGGUCGAACGAUUCAUUGGAGCGAGGACCGGUGCCUAUCAGUGAUGGAAGCAAAGCGCGGGCAGGGCUUUCUGGAUGAAGAGAUACUGCUUGGACCCGCCGCAACGCAGUACAAGAUCAUUGGCAACAGCGUUGCUAGGGAAGUGUCACUGGCUUUGGGCGCUGUCAUUACGGAUGCAGUGAUGCGCAGCUAUGGCCGGAGCUUUCAGGAUCUCGCGAUGGACAAGGAUGACGAGAAGAUGGUGGAGAGUUCGCCGUUCUGGGAGGCGCCUUGUCGAGGCUCAAAGCUGGAGACGCCGGAAACAAGCGUGCCGGUGAGCCCGGAACGAAAAGAAAACGGCAGCAGUAAGAAGCGACGACGGCUGGAAUAA